AUAAUUUUAACUGUCUUGUUACAGUUUUUGGUAAAUGGACAUUGACAUGGACUACGAAAGACCCAACGUUGAAACUAUCAAGUGUGUGGUGGUUGGAGACAAUGCAGUGGGGAAGACUCGUCUAAUUUGUGCAAGAGCAUGCAAUACAACCUUGACUCAGUAUCAGCUGCUGGCAACUCAUGUACCAACAGUCUGGGCCAUUGAUCAGUACCGUGUCUGCCAAGAGGUCCUUGAACGCUCACGAGAUGUUGUGGAUGAAGUGAGUGUUUCUCUCAGGCUGUGGGAUACGUUUGGGGACCACCACAAAGACAGGCGCUUUGCUUACGGAAGAUAGAAGCAUUAAAGAAGAUUGGCAAAAGGACUGUUUUUUAACUAUGUUUGUGUGUGUGAGAGAGGAAGAAAUAAACAUAUUUCAAUACCACUGAGGAUGGAAUGGUUAAUAUUUAUAGUGUCAUCCUUUAAAAUGAAAGUGUGGGGAGUGAGAUCAGUCUGUGCUCUACUGUGUGGUGUUUAGUAUAGUAAUCACAAUCCUACAGGAGCUUUGGGAAACAGAUCCUGGCAGAUUACAGGAGGAAAAGGGAGGUUGUAAUGAUUUACCAGUGUCCCUGGGAGGCACAAAACUGCGUGUUUGAAGACAAGAAAACAUCUUUACACUUCUUUCAAUUUGUCAGGAUUCACUAUCUAUCCUUCUUCCAAUUUUUUUUUGGACAGAAAAUCCAAUGAUUUUGAAUACAUGUCAACUUGUUGCUGUGUUCAAAUUAAUUCUAAAAGCAGAACAGGAAAAAGAUUGGCUUGCACUCUUUUUCCCCUCAUGUAAACAUAUUCCAACACAGUUUGAUUAAUAACCUACAAAGUUUUUUUUAUAUAUGCAGCUCUAGUAUGUGUAAGCACAAGCACAGAGCUCAUUUGUGAAAUCAAGAGUUAAUUCAGUCUUGAUCAAAUAUUUGUUCUCAAUACUACGAGUGUGGUUUGUCAGCUAGUGUAGCCAGGAUGACUUAUUUACUUGCAACUUAAGUAUGAGCUGUAGACCAAACAAAAUCUGUUCAUACAGAUUGGGCAGCAAACGGCUUUUUCCUCGUGACUUACAAAUGUGAAUGAGCCUUUCUGUGAAACUACUGACAGAGCUUCUUAAAAUAUGUUCAUAGUAUUACCUCUGUUCUGAAUGGACUUCAUAAUCUUUGUUGAUAUUGUAUGUACACAGAGGUACACAUGAAUUCAUCUUUUCCUCUAUGGUUACAGGUUUCUUAACAGUUUACUUCCAUGUAAUUGAAUCCAUAGAAACACACAUUUUGAUCACUGCUGAAAUGAGUCCAUAAGAAAAAGCGUUUAUCACCGAUAAGUUGAAGAUUUUUGCCAAUCUGUUUAAGCUGGGUUUUGUUGCUGCUGUUUUUUUGGUUUUCUUAAAAAGCAGCGAUGACAGUGUUUCUCUAACAACAUAGCCCAGGUAACUUUGACGUAAAAUGUUAUUUGAGUUCAGGAAAUUUGGCAAGAUUAGAGUGAAGUGGGUGUCUUCAUUGUGUGCAACUGUGCCUUUAGUUAGAUCAGUUAGAUCAUCUGUUACUUGCUGUCUGAGCUGAAGUUGGGAAUGAACCAGCAGCUCCUCUGCUUUGUUCAGAGGAGUAAGAUUUCAGAAAUGCUUUGAAAAAACCCACACUUUUCACAGGACAAGGAAUUCUGCUAUUUUUAUAUUAGAAUAAUGAUCCUAUUUGCACAUACCUUUUACUGGUCUCUUACUGGCGGAGGCUGGAGGGAGACUGCAGAGAUGCAUCUUUGCAGUAGUAGCACUUAGAAGAGUUUUUUGCUCUACUGACAGAGUCAGCUGGUAGAGAAUCCACCUGUUUCCAGAUAUGUAUUUUAUUUUGCUUUAAUUGCUUACUUCUGGAGAGUUUAGCUGCCA
Molecule: messenger RNA, 1897 nt
Organism: Meleagris gallopavo (turkey)
Lineage: Eukaryota; Metazoa; Chordata; Aves; Galliformes; Phasianidae
Source: RefSeq, a predicted model, not a curated record